Messenger RNA from Oncorhynchus keta (chum salmon), 1313 nucleotides. RefSeq names its product phospholipase A and acyltransferase 1-like. Gene Ontology annotation, molecular function: glycerophospholipid phospholipase A1 activity; A2-type glycerophospholipase activity. NCBI's taxonomy places the organism in Eukaryota, Metazoa, Chordata, Actinopteri, Salmoniformes, Salmonidae. Gene Ontology annotation, cellular component: cytoplasm. Gene Ontology annotation, biological process: N-acylphosphatidylethanolamine metabolic process. The record is from RefSeq and is a predicted model, not a curated record. Bases 405 to 941 code for a protein of 178 amino acids. The transcript has 5 exons.
GUCAUUUUACUACAUAAUAUCAAAGCAUUCUUUAUUGAUACACUAUGAAUACACACUGUCAGUGCUGCUAUGGAAGGGACAGCCUUCUAGCAUCAGUGAACUGUGGCAGUAACCCGGUGACUGUCAUCAUCUGUCAAAGUCGAUACCAUACCACGACGUAUGCACAUGAAACACUACCUGCCUGCAGGACCUCAAGCACCGCUUCAAUUUUCACCAAGCAAUCAGAGGGACUCUAAUCCGAAUAAGUUAGAUUUUUCCCUCAGAUAACCGACCAUCACAAGGACUUGGAUUUAAUUAUUUCCCUCAUCUGACUUUCAAAACGUGCGGCUAUAAAUCAUGGAGCACUAAAAUGGAGAGGAAGAAAAAGGUGUUAGUGUUCGAAAUUUGUGGAAGCAUGAUGUGGGAUGGAUAGAAAAAGUGCAACCUCUACUAUGGCCUCUAAUGACCCCAACCCUCUUGACCCCCCUGGGACCCCCCAGCCUGGUGACCUCAUUGAGAUCUUCAGACCGGCCUAUCAGCACUGGGCUCUGUACCUGGGAGAUGGUUAUAUCAUCAACUUGACACCUGUUGACGAGAGUCAGGCUGCAGCCAUCUCCAGUGUGAAGUCAGUGUUCAGUCGAAAGGCAGUGGUCCGAAUGCAGCUUCUAAAGGAAGUGGUUGGAGACGACUCGUACCGGGUCAACAACAAAUACGACGACGACCACACUCCAUUGCCUGUCGAUGACAUAAUUCAGCGAUCUCAAGACCUCAUUGGCCAGGAGGUGUCUUAUGACCUGUUGGGCAGUAACUGCGAGCACUUUGUCACCUUGCUGCGCUACGGGGAGGGGGUAUCUGAGCAGGCCACACGGGCCAUUGGAGCUAUCAGUUUGGUGACGGCUGCAGCAAGUGCCUUCUCUGUUCUUGGACUGAUCAACACACGCUCCAGAAACCGACCCUUCUGAAGCCCCUCAACAACAGCAGCGCUGUCCUGUGCUACUACUGUUCUGGGAAACAAUCUUCUUUUGGUUAAGAGGAUAGAUGGAUACUCAUCUUUACCCACUGUCAUAAAACAUGGAUGCAAUGACCUUUUGUAUCAUCAUUUGUAUGAGGCCAAGCAGACAAAGUACUGUAUACAGUAGAGAUGUUGCCAACAUUACAAUUAAUGCAGUAUCUUGCUGGAGAUACACAUUUGUAGAUGUUCAAAGGAUUGGUUGUGUGAGAAUGAAGUUAGAAUGAAAUGUAAAAUGUAACAAAAGAAUAAUCAAUAAAGAACUGAAAUAGUAUCGCAUCCAUUACGAAAGGAGACUGAAGUUAGAGUGCAGUAUAACUACAGU